Messenger RNA from Aquila chrysaetos chrysaetos, 7150 nucleotides. RefSeq names its product interleukin 1 receptor type 2 (gene IL1R2). The record is from RefSeq and is a predicted model, not a curated record. The coding region runs from base 3395 to 4687 and encodes 430 amino acids. The transcript is spliced from 9 exons. Gene Ontology annotation, molecular function: interleukin-1, type II, blocking receptor activity; interleukin-1 binding. Lineage: Eukaryota; Metazoa; Chordata; Aves; Accipitriformes; Accipitridae.
UAAAUUUUUCACAAAAAGAAAACUGGCAGCAGACCAAAAGAAUACAAGACCACUCAUUAGAAAACAUUAAUUUUGUAUCACAUAUUCAAACUCGACAAAUUGGAGAGAACAGUCCAUUAAAAAAACUCCAAAGAAACAGAAGAGUGAAGAUCCAGUUCUGAAAGGAGAGGUAAGUGAAAUACCAAUGUGACAAAUCGCACUGUGUGUCCACUUCUGCAGCUGCCUUCCCUGCUGUACUGGCGUUCAUAACACAGAUUUGGAUGGAUGCACAGCAACUGAUUCAAUAUUCAUAACCUUACCAGCAGGAAUCAUUAUAGAACAGUAUAUUCCUUCAACUCCAGCUGCUGGAAGGAAAUGUCAUAUAGGAAACUCAGUGUAUAAUUUUUGUAAAAAACCCAACAUUCUGCCUUGAUACCUUGUUGUGUUGAGCAGGUCAUGCUACCACCCAGCCUAGCUAACAAGAGCUCUGGGUCACGUUUAGGGCAAUAUUGAUGUGCCUGCCUUUCACAUUAACCGCCGUGUCGUGGCUCUCCGUACUUUUGUGUGGAGGGUAGUGAUGGCUGGGGCCAUCAAAAGGAAACACUUCCCACAUCCAACAAAAUUGGAGAAAUGUAGCUUGGAAGCAUCCCACAAUGUGGAAGAAAUUCCUUGUCAUGCUUGAUAGGAGAAAAAACAUGCAGGUAAUGUUAGUUGUAACAGAUGUCCUGCAGAAUGUCAUAAUUAGUAAUUUGAGCCAGGAUUCCCAAACUCCUGUAUCCUAGGGACUGCAGAAAGAUUUGAAAACAUACAGCAGCAGGCCACAUUAAACUUUAAGACAUGAGUGAUUAGAAAGCCCAUUUGGCUUGGUAUCUUCCAGGACAUAUUUCCAGAAGAGAAUUCUAAUUGUUCUCGGGUGCUUUCCUCUCAUCUUGUUCCCCAGCAUCGCUGACUUGCUCCAGUUGAAAACUGGACCAGUUCAACCAGGGUGAACUUUUUGUUGUCAAGUGAACAGUAAACUUAUCAAAGUUGUAAAGAGGAAGCAAGUUGAAGCCUCUCGAUGUGUGGCAAUUCUUCCGGAACAGGGCAGGCGACACGCAAUCUGGGACGGCCCCUGGGGACAACAGAUCAAUGAAUACUUGCACGAAGAUGUUGCCUAAGUAAACACAGUCACAGGGUCUUAUUUCACAAGCGUGUCUUCCUAUUACUGGAGUAGUAAUAAGAUGCUUUUUGUACAGUGAACUCUGGGUACCUUACGGCUACCUCGCUCACCUAGAAAACCUGAGAUCUACAACUUCAUGAGCCAGAGUGCAAAGCAUGAGGUUUGGCAUCAAACGGGUGCAAGGGCUGAAUUGUUUUCAAACAUGAGGUUGCUCUUGGGGGCGUACCUACAUUUCCAGCUGCUUAUUUGUGCUGGAGCUCCAUAUGGUUGCGUGACUAGUGCCCGUACGGUACGUUUUGUUCUGCAAUCAGUGUCCAUAGGUUUCAUUUCACUAUGUCCCGCAUGAACACAGAUUGCCAGUAAGUGUUGUGUGUUCUGGUCAGCUGUCCCAUCAAGCGUUGCUCCACUGCCAUCCUGGAUGCUUUCAGGAAACCUGUGCAUGUUCUGCACAGUGCCCUAGAAAGCACAGGACAUCUUGGCCCCACCAGUGUCAUUUCUGCAACUCCACCGGUCCUGCAAAUGGGUGCCUUUUUCAAAUUCUGCCUCCUUGCAUGGAGAAAGCCUUGAUGUGCUUCAUGGUCUUUGUAGUCAGGCAUAUAAACGGGGGACCGGCAAGUAGCUGAGUCUGAAGGUAAUGAGAAAGGUGGAAGCAAUCAGCUAGUCCUAUCUCUGGAGAUGGGUCAACCAAAAGCAGGCACAGGGGUGCAGUGCUGGGAGCCAGAGGGAUGGGAUGGCGGGGAAAGACCUCCGUUACAUCAAAAGCCACUUGCCUUGGGCUUUGGGAAGAGCUUGCUGCAAUGGCCUGCCAAAGUGAGAACGCCUGCAUGUAGACUUUGCUCUUUGGAAAUUUGCUGUCUGUUGUUUGCUAACUCACUUGGUAGCUGAUGAUGAUACGUGACAGGAGAAUGUGCAAUGCCACCAUAACGUGCCUUUGCCCAGCACUAAGCCGAAGUAGCAAGUGGGAAGUUGUUCGUGACUAGGGACGGCUGGGCUUCUGGGCCUGCAUGGUCCUGGAUUCAGCCGAUAGGAAGAGAAUAAAAGGCAGAACAGAAAAUAUUGUUACAGAACUUUUAAAGUUCAUAUUACGCAUACGCGUGGUUCUGGCUGUCCUACCUUAAGUGGGGUAUAAAAUUACAAAAUGUACACACAUGGGCAGCAAGAAUGACAGAGGACCUGGAAUUGCAUCCCCUACAGCAAGGUUAGCUACUUGAUAACACAGAGAAUAGUUGGCAGUUGGAGGAUACGGUCAGGGCUAGAGGCUGGAGGUAUUCCAGAUUCCUGAAAGCCAGGUGGUGUUGGGCUCAAUCUUUUCUGGAGGCUCUGAAAGACCUUAAUUGCUGGUUGCCAGAAAGUAGAAGGGGGAAAAGUCAUACUACGUGUGCCAUGUUCUUAUGUCUCCUUAAACAUUGGCUGCAGGUUACUGUCAGGACCAGAUGUGGGGCUACGUGGACUUUCAGUCUGACCUACUGUGACUGCUCUGAUGUUCUUGUGGUUUCAGAUACGCCAGCUGUCAUGGAUAUUUCUCUGUGAUGUUGCAAGCCCCGAUACCUGACUGUUGGAUGGCCUCUGAAGGGUCACAGGGUCUUUAGAAGAUCUGGAGGUCUUUUCCACUACUUUGUUUAUUAAGAAGAUUUUUCCCAUACAUAUAUGUGUUGCUUUUUCUCCUGAUGUCCCAAAGGUCCAGAACACCUUUUGCUCUUGGCUUACAAAGCCUUUUGCUAGCAAAAGAGUAAACUAUUUCCCGAGUAAGCUGCAGUGGGUACAUAGGUGUGUAUAUGCACACAAUGAAGCAUGCAUUGGCAGGGCAGAAAAGUAAAGAGAGGGUCUUGUGAUCAAGGCUGAACAUUGCUGAGAAACAUCUUCAUCUCAUGAUUGCUGCUGGCUGUGAUGUGGGCAGCUUUCAUGAAUGAACCAGGUACGUGGCUGAGGCCUCUCUACAGUGGUGUAAAGGUGGAAAAUGAUCCAGUUGAAUUCCUUAUGGUAACAACAGUCUCUCCUGCAUUUGUACCGCUCUGUGCACGGUCCAUCUUAUGUGUCCUGGCCUUACUUCUGCUCAUGAUCUACCUUUUACUAUGGCUGUAUCAGCAGGUAAGUUACGUCUGUACAAAAUAAAGCUUCUUUUAAUAGCAAAGGAUAAUAAAGUCCCCCAUCUAAAUAUGUGAUCUGGUUACAGCAGCCUGGGCACGACUGAUACAGGCACUGGGAGGACAGAGGUCUGCAGGGAGGUGAGGGUUUUGGAGGAGAACAGGUUAAGAGAUGGACAAGAACACGCGUCAGAGGCACAGCAGAACUUGGCUGCAGGUGCAGAUGAAUUUACAUCCACUUUGCUGCAGAUUUCAGGACACUUUCUCUCGAUCUUCUCCUUCCCACUUCCUCUGGGAAAAAAUGCGUGGGCUCUUCUUUGUCCUGGUGACGUGCACAGCGAGCGCCUCGGCUUUCAGACUCCAGCAAGGCAAAAGCACAGAAAACUGCCCAGAUCACACCGUUUUUUUCAAACACUACUAUGAACUGCAUGGAGAACCUGUGGUUCUGAAAUGCCCUUCCCCCAGAUACAAACAUUUGGAUAUUUCUGCCUUGACCCCUAAUGUCACAUGGUAUAAAAAUGGUUCAAAACCCAUGAUAUCAGGAAGAGAUGAAGAUCCAAGACUCUGGGCAAAAGGAGAUGCACUCUGGUUUUUACCAGCAAUGCUAGAAGACUCAGGAGUAUAUAUCUGCACCAGAAGGAACUCCUCCUACUGUGCCGAGGUCUCCAUCCACCUCACGGUCGUGGAGAAGACAGCUGCUCGGGACAUUGCCUAUCUCCAGGUCCUCUUCACGUUCACCUCCGGAAAGAUCGUUUGCCCUGACCUGUGGGAUUUUACACCAAAUGGGACAAGCCCGGAGCUCAAGUGGUACAAGGAUGCUCUGCCUUUGGAAGACGACCAUGAAAAAUUCCUAAUUCUGAAAGGUUCGACUUCUCUGACCAUGACUUCUGUACUACCAACAGACGCUGGCUAUUACACCUGCAAGAUGCCAUUUCCAUUCGAAGGUGUAACGCAUGAAAUCACCAGAACAAUUCGGCUGGAGACCGUUGAACAAGAAAAGAGAAUUACCCCAAUAAUUGUGUAUCCAACACAAAAGACAACAUCAGCUGCUCUCGGCUCCAGGAUGACUCUCUCAUGCAAAGUGUUUGUUGGACUGAGCAGCCACGUCAAUACCGACGUGGAAUGGCUAGCAAAUGACACCGCCGUCGAUGUGGUUUACAAGCAAAGCAGAAUUACAGAGGGAGAACGACAAGAAAUUGUAGAAAAUGGUGAAAACUUCAUUGAAGUGCCACUGAUUUUUCAUUCUGUCGAAGAAGUGGAUUUUUACACAGACUUUACGUGUCUGGCACAGAACAGAUAUGGCUACCAAGUACUGCCAACAAGGGUCAAGCAGGAAGCUGUCGGCUUGUCCUGGUACGUUGCAAUGAUUCCCGUUGCAUUGGCCUGCGUGAUCAUGGGAGGGAUAUACAUACACAAGUGCUGGAAGCGGAGAGCCGAUAAAGGAUACACAAUAGCAAAGGUUUAAAAUCUGCUUUAUUUUCCAACUGCCAACAGAACAAAAAAUCGUUCUGGCUAUCUUUCACGUGAGACACAGAGAGACAUUUCAGACCAGACAUACUGCUUUCCCAGCAGAUGGAUAUGUAUCAGCUAUUUUCCUCUUCUCCAAGUCUUCUACGAUCUGAUGAAGUUAUAAAUAUAAGUUUGCAUUUUUAUGCUGCCUAGAUGCAGGAAACCUGCUUCUAUUAUUUUGCAGCUAGGGUGCAAUCUGUAGCAUUUUGGAACACAGAAUACCAGGAACAUGCCCUGGAUAUGGGAAGGGUAGGGAAAGGAAGGUGCUCUCACCUGUCGUAAUUCCAAUAGUCUCAUUGUUAAAAAAAAAAGGAAAAGAAAAACCCUAAAAUCUAAAAAUCAGAAGCUAAGAAAGGUUGCUACAGAAGGACUAUUCCACACGAGAGUGAAAAUGCAGUUUUCUUAUCCAUCCAAACCCAUUUUAUUUUACUUCAGUCUAAAAAGAGCCAUUUUUUUUCCCUUUACCAGAGCCAAAUACAGUUGUCAUGGCAACUGUAUAUGUACGACCUUCUCCACAGAAAAUCUAAAUUUUUUCACCAUUUGGAUUACUCUUUGCUUAAAUAGACUGUCUCAGAAUAUCAGUCCCCAAGAGAUAACUACAUCAGCAUAAGAGAUAAUUGUACACUGGAGAAUUCAGUUCUGUUUUAUCUACCAAUAUCUCAUAGCUAGAGAUUCAUAGGCAGCUGUAAUAUGUUGUUAUCUUUGCCAAGAAAAGAAUGUGGAGGGAUGUUUUAGUGUUUUGAGAGUCAUUUGACUAAUACAAAGUUUUAUUCCUGGAAGUGAUUUGACAGAUUACCAGUAAUAAUGUACAGUCUUGCCCUUCUGUGCUUCUAACUCUUUCAUGACUGGCCUGAUUCUCCUCUCUGAUAUGACUAUAAAAGUCUGCCAUAGAUUCCCAUAACCAAUGAGUCUGCACCAGUCUAAAGCUGGUGCAGCUUCAGGAACCUUGUGUCCUUUAAACUGAAGUAUGCAGAUCGAUUACUCAUGGUGCAAAAUGCUGCCCAUUAAGCUAACUGGAUUCCAGUCUUGACAUAAAUCAGAAGGGAGCAAUAAAUAAUCAAUGACCAUGUUGUGCUUCGAGGAUCAGAAUGAGUAGAAUGAUUUUGUUACUUCCUCUUCCGAGAGAUAACACUUAUGAUAGCCGAGAAAUAGUUCCAUCACGUAUAAUAUGUAUUAACUUCAUCUGUAUGGGAGGGGAAGAGAUCCAGCCUUAAGGUCUAGAUUUUUACAGACCCAUAACUGACACAUAACUCUCACAGACACUGAAGAUAAAGAUUUUUGUUCAGGUGAAUCAGCCCAGGGUUUUUUCAAACUCUGUAGGAUAAAAAAUAAUCAGCAAAAAUGUUGGCUCCGAAGAAACAAAUUGUAAAGUAAGAAUGUUAGAACUGCACGUGGUCCCACAAACUAGGGAAAUGAACAACUCGCAUCCAUCUGGGAGAGGCCAUAACCUAAUUCCUUUCCACCACCACUUAUAGAUGGUUCUGAGUUUAGCCCAAUAAACAUCUGGAAGGAUUUUAAAGACUAGGAUGUGGCUUGAAUUAAGAAAUCUAUUAGCAAGAACCUUCACAUUUUAUGAGAUUUAAGCCAAAGUCUCCCUUUAAGUAUUCUGAAUGUUUGCUGUGAAGAUACAGGCACAGGGAUUAGAUUUCUGACAGAAUCUGGGUCAAUGGCAACCAAAGAAAAUCACAGGACUUACUGUUUCCAAGUGCAGGAUGUUAAAGUUGAUGAUAAAGAAUACAUAUUGUUUUAUGGGCAGAUGGGAAAAAGGUGGCUGCAAGCGUCCACUUGGAUAUCUGUUCUUUGAAGGAAGAAAACUGUAGAUGAACUGACCAUUGCUGGAAGGAACAUAAAAGUUUUAGGUACAUCAGGAAUGCUCAUUUUUAUCAAGCAAUUCUAGUCUGUAGCAAGAGAACAAAUUAGGUUUGCCAAUAAGUGUAACCUUUCAAAAUAUGAUUUGUUCUUCCUAUCCAUCUGUAUCCUCCGAGAGUAGUGUGAUAACACAUCUGGCUGUAGGCGCGGGGCUGGAUUUCACUAAGUAGUGGAAAAAGAAGUAGAACUUUUGGUAUAUGGAGUAUCGGUGCCACAAGAAAGUUAAAUACCUCAGAUCCUCCUCCAAACUAGACAAGGAGAAAGAAAUGUAAAUGUGAGAUAAAAAUUAGGCAUACAAAGAACUGAUGUUACAUACUCAGUGGUGUCUUGAAUGCAAGGGGAAUGUAAAGAAACAAAGGUUUAUCUUUUAUGAAGUGCUAUUUGCUUCUCUGACUACUGGUACAGUAAUAUUCUGAAGGCUUUCCUCAUAGGUAGACUUGUUCAAGUGAACUAGAUAGUGUAAAUGUUUUACAGGUAGACUUGAACAAGUGACCUACAUAAUGUAAAUAUUUUACAUUGAUUUGUAUUGUUAUAAACAGGGGUAACACGG